GCAAGGCCCCGAGAUCAAAUCCCAGUACCGCCAAACCCAAAGUGGGACUCGGGCGGUUUGGAGUAACGCCGGCCUACAGGCGGGACACUGAGCCGAGCAUCGCAUGUGUUCCUGGGACGUGGGCGCGGGCCCGGGAGGGGCGGCGGGAUGUCCCUUCAGUGUCGCCUCCUUUCGCUAAUGACAAAUAAACCCUGUGUGUUUCUAAGGCGUGCUGUGCUGCUUUGCUUUCUUGAGGCUCGGCACGUGGUCAGCCGGGGACCCUGCGGCGCCUUCCUGAUCCGUGCGACCCGGGAAGGACGCUCUGUCCCCGGCCGCCUCUGGCCUCGCGGGACACUGGCUCGCGGUCCAGUACCGGGCAGGACAGGACAGGGCGCGGGGCGGGGCGGCCCUGGCGCCGGCGCAGCUGCCCGGACGCCUGUUGUUAAGGGCGCCGUUGCUACGGACGCCCGCCGGCUCCGGGUCCAGUUCCCGCGCCAUGGACGACCUGCGGGUGCUGUGGAUGCGCGACCGCGUCUAUGCGGCCUUCGGCAUCACUGACCCCUACCUCUUCGAGGACAUGCUGAAUCGCGAUGACGCCGAGGCCGAGGACCUCAUCCUGCACUUCCUCAACCACCGGACGGAAGAGGAGGGCGCCGCCACGCUCUUCUUCCACCGCGUCCUGGUGCCCGAGGAGGUGGAGGUGGAGAUCGACAACGAAGCAUCUGUCCUGUCUGAAGAGGAGAAUGAAGAAGAAGAGAAUGAUUAUCAAAACAUAGAUGUCACAGAUAAAGCGUCAGCAAAGACUUUUCAGGUGAAAAGCAAUUCCUUCACACUGUCCCUAGCCGGCAUGGAGGAUGAGGAGGUGGACCAGGAGCUCUCAGACAGACUCCCUGCCACGAGGGUGGUGACACACAUCGUUGAGAAGCCACAACUGCAGGUGUUCUACACGCCUCUCCCGGAGGAUUUCCAGGACCAGAACAUGGUGUUUUUUCUCCGGAACACGACAGAGACCAUUGCUGAGCCCAGUGACAUGAAGGAAGCCAUGGAGAUUAUGCCCCAGACACUGGAGUAUGGAAUCCUAAAUGCUCACACGCUCCACUUCCUGAGGGACGUCAUCUGUGAGGUUUUCUUGCCGGCCCUGUCCUUUAACCAGCACAAGGCGGACACAGGCCUGGGAGCCUCAUCUGCGGAUGUCCCUGAGAUGGCUGAGCACGAGCCGGAGCAGCCCAGCACACACGCAGAGGCCGUGGAGUACCACAGUGCGCAGCUGAUCCGUGACGAGUUCCUGAUGAACAUUCAGAAAUUUGAGGGCAGCAUCCAGAGGACCAUACAGCAGCUGGAAGGUGAGAUCAAGCUGGAAAUGCCAACCGUCAGCGUGGAGGGGGAGGUGUCCGAGCUGGCAGCGAACCCAGAAAUCAUGGAGGCCUUGGAGCAGUGUGUGAUCAACUGGCUAAAUCAGAUAUCAGCUGCUGUGGAGGGCCAGCUGAAGAAGACACCCCAGGGUAAUGGCCCUCUGGCUGAAAUCGAAUUCUGGCGGGAGCGAAACGCAACCUUAAGCGCGCUGCAUGAACAAACCAAGCUUCCCACAGUCAGGAAAGUCUUGGACGUGAUCAGGGAAGCAGAUUCCAUGCUGGUGGCCAACGCACAGCCCGUCCUCACCGAGCUGUUCAGGUUCCACACAGAGGCCUCAGACAACGUGCGCUUCCUGUCCACCGUGGAGCGCCACUUCAAGAACCUCACACACGGUGCCAGCUUCCGCGUGGUGCUGGACACCAUCCCGUCCAUGAUGAGCGCGCUGAGAAUGGUGUGGAUCAUUUCGCGCCACUACAACAGGGAUGAGCGCAUGGUCCCGCUCAUGGAACGCAUCGCCUGGGAGAUCGCCGAGCGCGUGUGCAGGGUGGUCAGCCUGCGCACGCUCUUCAAGGAGAACCGAGCCAGCGCGCAGCACAAGAUCUUGGAGGCCAAGCAGACCCUCACCCUGUGGAAGAAGGCCUACUUCGACAUCCGGGCCAAGAUCGAGGCCUCGGGCCGAGAGGCGCGCUGGGAGUUCGACCGGAAGCGGCUGUUUGAAAGGACAGACUACAUGGCCUCCAUCUGUCAGGACCUGUACGACAUCCUGCAGGUUUUGGAGGAAUUCUACAACAUAUUUGGUCGACUAAAGGCCGUGACGGGAGACCCCAAGCGCAUCGAUGAUGUCCUUGGCAGAGUGGACAGCCUGGUCACCCCCAUGGAAAGCCUGUCCUUUGACCCCUUCUGCAUCACAUCCUCCCAGUACUGGAAAUAUGUGAUGGACGACUUCAAGAUCGAAGUUUUGGUUAUUGAGAAAGAAGCAAAAAAUUUUAUUGAUGAAUCUUUUAAGACGCUUCGCUCGGCUGAAGCGGCAUUUGACAUGCUUUUGAAAUUCAAGCACAUCCGGUCACGGGAGGCCAUCAACCGACAAAUGAUGAUGAAGUUCAAUGACAUUCUCGCACAGUACUGCAAAGAGAUCGACAUAGUCAAUAAGAUCUUCGUCCAGAACCUGGAGAGCCCACUUCUGUACAAGAACCACCCUCCAGUGGCGGGUGCCAUAUACUGGGAGCGGUCACUGUUCUACAGGAUCAAACACACCAUUCUCCGCUUCCAGGAGGUGGAGGAGAUACUGGACAGUGAGCGGGGCCAGGAGGUAAAACAAAAAUAUUUGGCAGUAGGUAGGACCAUGAAAGAGUACGAAGAUCGAAAGUAUGAGCACUGGAAGGAGGCCACGGAGCAGGUCCUCCCGAACCUCAUGAAGAAGAGUUUGCUCACUAAGACUUUGACCAGCAAGGAGACCACCACGGUGGAGAGGGGAGCCGUGUUUGCCAUCAACUUUUCUCCUGCUCUCAGGGAGAUCAUAAACGAAGCCAAGUACAUGGAGCAGCUGGGCUUCGCUGUCCCUGAGUUAGCAAGGAAUGUAGCUCUUCAGGAGGACAAGUUCCUCAGGUACACAGAUGGGAUGCAGCGUAUGCUGGACCAUUACCACGCACUCGUCAGCACGCUGAACGAGGCGGAGACGAUCCUCUUGGAUGACCAUUCCCAGGAGCUCAUCAGAGUGUUCCGGUCUGGGUACAAGAGGCUGAACUGGAACUCUCUAGGCAUUGCGGACUACAUAACCCGGUGCAAACAGGCCAUUGGGAAGUUUGAGACUCUUGUCCACCAGAUUCAUAAGAACGCAGACGACAUUUCCUCCAGGCUGGCAUUAAUCGAGGCCAUCAACCUUUUCAAGUAUCCGAUGCCCAAGAACGAGGAAGAGCUUCCAGGUGUGAAGGAAUUCUUUGAGCACAUUGAGCGAGAGAGGGCCAAAGACGUGGACCUCAUGGUUAGGUGGUAUAUGGCCAUCGGGCCUCUGCUGACCAAGGUGGAGGGUCUGGUAAUCCACACAAACACAGGCAAGGCCCCCAAACUGGCCUCCUACUAUGAGUACUGGGAAGGCAAGAUCUAUGACGUCCUGACCAAGCUUAUCCUCAAGAAUCUGCAGUCUUUCAAUUCUUUAAUCCUGGGACGCAUCCCUCUGUUCCAAGCGGAAACAAUUUUGACAGCUCCGGAGAUCAUCUUACACCCCAACGCCAAUGAGAUCGACAAGAUGUGUGUGCACUGUGCCCGCAACUGCGUGGAGGUCACCAAGCAUUUUGUCCGGUGGAUGAACGGCAGCUGCAUAGAGUGUCGCCCGCAGAAGGGGGAGGAAGAGGAGCUGGUGACAGUGAACUUCUACAGUGACAUCUCCCUGAACCCCCAGAUCACGGACCAAGCCGUCAUGAUCCCCCAGAACGUGCACAGACUCCUGGUCAACCUGAUGAAAUACCUGCAGAGAUGGAAGCGCUACCGCCCCCUCUGGAAGCUGGACAAGGCCAUCGUGAUGGAGAAGUUCGCUGCCAAAAAGCCACCUUGCGUGGCCUACGACGAGAAGCUGCAGUUCUACUCCAAGAUCUCCUGCGACGUGAUGCGCCACCCGCUGGUCAAGGAUGAGCACUGCAUCCGGCUGCAGCUAGGACCGCUGGCCAGCACCGUGCAGGAAAAUGCAAAGUCCUGGGUGGUCUCCCUUGGAAAACUCCUCAAUGAGUCGGCCAAGGAGGAGCUCUACAGCCUCCAAGAAGAGAUAGAGGAAAUGGCCAAAAAUCUUAAGAAGAGCCCCAGUACCCUGGAGGAUCUCAAGUUCGUUCUGGCCACGAUCGCCAACAUCAGGACUAAGUCUUUAGUCAUGGAGCUUAGGUACAAGGACGUCCAGGAGCGGUACCGCACCCUGGCCAUGUACAACAUCCUGACCUCUGAAGCAGAGAAAGAGCUGGUUGAGAAGAUUGAGAGCAUGUGGUUAAACCUCUUCAAUGAGUCCCUGAAUGUGGAGCACUCUCUGGGGGGCAUCAAGAGAACUUUCACCGAGAUCACCCGUGGUGAAAUAAUGAGCUACAGAUCUGAGAUAGAGGACUUUGCAAAGCGUUUUUACAGUGAAGGCCCGGGAUCUGUGGGUGAAGACCUCGAUAAAGGAGUAGAACUUCUGGGCAACUUUGAAAAAGAGCUAGCGAAGCACGAGAAGAACCGGCAGGAGCUGGCGAACGCGGAGAAGCUCUUCGACCUUCCGAUCACCAUGUACCCACAGCUGCUCAAGGUGCAGAAGGAGAUGAGCGGGCUGAGGCUGAUCUAUGACAUCUACCAGGACCUGAAGGUUGCUAAAGAAGAGUGGUCACAGACGCUCUGGGUCAACCUGAACGUCCAGUUUCUCCAGGAGGGAAUUGAAGGCUUCCUGAAGAGCCUGCGUAAGCUGCCCCGGCCAGUCCGCAGCUUGUCGGUGGCUUUCCACUUGGAGGCCACAAUGAAGGCGUUCAAAGAGUCCAUUCCUCUGCUGCUGGACUUGAAACACGAGGCUCUGAGAGACAGGCACUGGAAGGAGCUCAUGGAAAAGACCGGUGUCUUUUUCGAGAUGACUGAGACCUUCACCUUGGAAAACAUGUUUGCCAUGGAGCUGCACAAACACACGGACGUCCUCAAUGAGAUCGUCACCGCAGCCGUCAAGGAAGUCGCCAUCGAGAAGGCUGUGAAGGAAAUCCUCGACACGUGGGAAAACAUGAAAUUCACAGUUGUCAAGUAUUACAAGGGCACACAGGAGCGAGGCUACAUCUUGGGGUCUGUGGACGAAAUUACCCAGUGCCUCGAUGACAGCACGGCCAACCUGCAGAGCAUCUCGGGAAGCAGAUUCGUGGGGCCUUUCCUGCAAACCGUCCACAAGUGGGAGCAAACGCUGUCCCUCAUCGGGGAGGUCAUCGAGAUUUGGAUGUUGGUUCAGAGAAAAUGGAUGUAUCUUGAGAGCAUUUUCAUUGGUGGGGACAUAAGAGCACAACUUCCGGAUGAGGCAAAAAAGUUUGACAACAUCGACCGAAUAUUCAAAAGGAUCAUGGGUGAGACCUUGAAGGACCCAGUGAUCAAACGGUGCUGUGAGGCCCCAAACCGCCUCAGCGACCUGCAGAACAUCAGCGAGGGCCUGGAGAAGUGUCAGAAGAGCCUGAAUGACUACCUGGACUCCAAGAGGAAUGCCUUCCCCCGCUUCUUCUUCAUCUCCGAUGACGAGCUGCUCAGCAUCCUGGGCAGCAGCGACCCGCUGUGCGUCCAGGAGCACAUGAUCAAGAUGUAUGACAACAUAGCUCUGCUGAAGUUCAACGACGGAGACAGUGGAGAGAAGCUGGUGUCUGCCAUGAUCUCGGCAGAGGGAGAGGUCAUGGACUUCCGGAGGGUCAUCCGUGCGGAGGGGCGCGUGGAGGACUGGAUGACAGCCGUGCUAAACGAGAUGAGAAGGACCAACAGGCUCAUCACCAAGGAGGCCAUCUUCAGAUACUGCGAGGACCGGAGCAGAGUGGACUGGAUGCUCCUAUAUCAAGGCAUGGUGGUGCUGGCCGCCAACCAGGUGUGGUGGACCUGGGAGGUGGAGGACGUCUUCCAUAAGGUGCAGAAAGGGGACAAGCAGGCCAUGAAGAACUAUGGCAAGAAGAUGCACCAGCAGAUAGACAACCUGGUCACACGCAUCACCCUACCAUUGAGCAAAAAUGACAGGAAGAAGUUUAACACUGUCCUCAUCAUCGACGUGCAUGCCAGGGACAUUGUGGACUCUUUCAUCAGAGGCAGCAUCCUGGAGGCCCAGGAAUUCGAGUGGGAAAGCCAGCUGCGGUUUUACUGGGACCGGGAGCCUGACGAACUCAACAUCCGCCAGUGCACGGGGACCUUUGGCUAUGGGUACGAGUACAUGGGCCUCAACGGGAGGCUGGUCAUCACGCCCCUCACGGACCGCAUCUACCUGACGCUCACACAGGCCCUGUCCAUGUACCUGGGUGGGGCCCCCGCUGGCCCAGCAGGCACCGGUAAAACUGAGACCACCAAGGACCUGGCGAAGGCCCUGGGCCUGCUGUGUGUUGUCACCAACUGUGGCGAAGGCAUGGACUACAAAGCCAUUGGGAAGAUCUUCUCUGGCCUGGCCCAGUGCGGGGCGUGGGGCUGCUUCGAUGAGUUUAACCGGAUCGACGCCUCUGUGCUGUCCGUCAUCUCCUCGCAGAUCCAAACCAUCCGAAACGCGCUGAUACACCAGCUGACCACCUUCCAGUUCGAAGGGCAGGAGAUCUCCCUGGACUCUCGGAUGGGCAUCUUCAUCACCAUGAACCCCGGCUACGCGGGCCGCACGGAGCUGCCCGAGUCGGUGAAGGCGCUCUUCCGGCCCGUGGUGGUCAUCGUGCCGGACUUGCAGCAGAUCUGCGAGAUCAUGCUCUUCUCUGAGGGCUUCCUGUGGGCCAAGACGCUGGCCAAGAAGAUGACCGUCCUGUACAAGCUGGCGCGGGAGCAGCUGUCCAAGCAGCACCACUAUGACUUUGGGCUCCGCGCACUCAAGUCCGUGCUGGUCAUGGCAGGCGAGCUGAAGCGGGGCUCCGCUGACCUGCCCGAGGACGUGGUUCUGAUGAGGGCUCUGCGAGACAUGAAUCUGCCCAAGUUUGUGUUCGAGGAUGUCCCUCUUUUCCUGGGCUUGAUCUCCGACCUGUUCCCCGGGCUGGACUGCCCUCGCGUGCGUUACCCCGACUUCAACGAUGCCGUGGAGCAGGUGCUGGAGGACAGUGGCUAUGUGCUUCUGCCCGUGCAGGUGGACAAGGUGGUUCAGAUGUUCGAGACCAUGAUGACCCGUCACACGACGAUGGUGGUGGGGCCCACAGGAGGAGGCAAGUCUGUGGUCAUCAACACUCUGUGCCAGGCACAGACCAAGCUUGGACUUAUGAUGAAGUUGUAUAUCCUGAACCCCAAAGCUGUGAGUGUCAUCGAGCUCUAUGGCAUCCUGGACCCCACCACCCGAGACUGGACGGAUGGGGUGCUGUCAAACAUCUUCAGAGAAAUCAACAGGCCAACCGACAAGAAGGAGCGGAAGUAUAUUUUGUUUGAUGGUGACGUGGAUGCUCUGUGGGUGGAAAACAUGAAUUCCGUGAUGGAUGACAACAAGCUGCUGACCUUGGCCAAUGGGGAACGCAUCCGGCUUCAAGCUCACUGUGCUCUGCUCUUUGAGGUUGGAGAUCUGCAGUACGCCUCUCCUGCAACCGUGUCCCGGUGUGGAAUGGUUUACGUGGAUCCAAAAAACUUGAAAUAUCAGCCUUACUGGAAGAAAUGGGUCAAUCAAAUACAAAACAAGGCAGAGCAGAAGGAUUUAAAUAACCUGUUUGACAAAUACGUGCCCUACCUCAUUGAUCUGAUCUUGGAAGGGAUUGUGGAUGGCAGGCAGGGGGAGAGGCUGAAGACCAUCGUUCCUCAGACAGACCUAAAUAUGGUAACCCAGUUAACCAAGAUGUUGGAUGCAUUACUAGAAGGAGAACUAGAGGACCCUGACCUGACGGAGUGCUACUUCCUGGAGGCCCUGUACUGCUCGCUGGGUGCCUCCCUGCUCGAGGAUGGAAGGAUUAAGUUUGAUGACUGCAUUAAACGCCUUGCAUCUCUGUCCAUUGCUGAAACAGAAGGGGUUUGGGCCAGCCCUGGUGAAUUGCCAGGCCAGCUUCCAACCUUGUAUGACUUCCAUUUUGAGUCCAAGUCCAACAAAUGGAUCCCAUGGAGUAAACUGGUUCCAGAGUACACCCACGACCACAGCAGGAAAUUCAUCGACAUCCUGGUCCAUACGGUGGACACGACCCGCACCACCUGGGUAUUGGAACAAAUGGUGAAAAUUAAGCAGCCUAUUCUCUUCAUCGGUGAAUCCGGGACUUCUAAGACGGCCACGACCCAGAACUUCCUCAGAAGUCUGAAUGGAGAGACCAGCAUCGUGUUAAUGGUUAAUUUCUCCUCCCGCACCACGUCCCUGGACAUCCAAAGAAAUUUAGAAGCCAACGUGGAAAAGCGAACCAAAGACACUUACGGGCCACCCAUGGGAAAGCGCCUGCUGGUGUUCAUGGAUGACAUGAAUAUGCCAAAGGUGGACGAAUAUGGCACACAGCAGCCUAUCGCUCUGCUGAAGCUGCUCCUGGAGAAGGGCUUCUUGUACGACCGCGGGAAGGAGCUGAACUGCAAGAGCAUCCGAGACCUGAGCUUCAUUGCCGCCAUGGGCAAGGCCGGGGGAGGCCGCAAUGAGGUGGACCCCAGGUUCAUCUCCCUCUUCAACGUCUUCAACGUGCCAUUUCCUUCCGAGGAGUCGCUGCACUUGAUCUAUUCCUCCAUCCUGAAAGGCCACACCUCGAACUUUCAUGAGAGCAUCAUGGCCAUGAGCACCACGCUGACCUCUUGCACGUUGGUACUUUACAAAAACAUUGUUCAGGACCUGCUGCCCACCCCUUCCAAGUUCCAUUACAUCUUCAACCUUCGAGAUCUCUCCCGGGUGUUUAAUGGUCUUGUCCUCACUAACCCGGAGCGGUUCCAGACGGUGACCCAGAUGGUGAGGGUCUGGAGGAAUGAGUGUCUGAGGGUCUUCCAUGAUCUGAUCAACGAAACAGAUAAGCAACUGGUGCAAGAUCACAUAAAAAACUUGGUUGAAGAGCAUUUCAACAGUGACUUGGAGGUGGUAAUGAGGGACCCUAUUCUGUUUGGGGACUUCCGCAUGGCUCUGCACGAAGAGGAGACGCGGGUGUAUGAAGACAUCCAGGACUACGAGGCGGCCAAGGCUCUAUUCCAGGAAAUCCUUGAGGAGUAUAAUGAAACCAACACCAAGAUGAACUUGGUGCUCUUUGACGAUGCCCUGGAGCACCUGAUCCAUGUCCACCGCACCAUCCGCAUGGAUAGAGGCCAUGCGCUGCUGGUGGGUGUUGGGGGCUCGGGGAAGCAGUCCCUUGCCAGGCUGGCCGCCUUCACAGCCGGCUAUGAGGUGUUUGAGAUCAUGCUGAGCCGAGGCUACUCGGAGAACUCUUUCCGGGAAGACCUGAAGAACCUUUACCUGAAGCUCGGAAUUGAGAACAAGACCAUGAUCUUUCUGUUCACGGAUGCACAGGUGGCCGAGGAGGGCUUCCUGGAGCUUAUUAACAACAUGCUGACGUCAGGGAUCGUCCCUGCGCUGUUCCCGGAGGAGGAGAAGGACACGGUCCUCAGCCAGCUAGGACAGGAGGCGCUGAAACACGGCCUGGGGCCGGCCAAGGAGUCCGUGUGGCAGUACUUUGUGAACAAGAGCGCCAACAACCUGCACAUUGUCCUCGGCAUGUCACCCGUGGGGGAGACCCUGCGGACCUGGUGCAGGAACUUCCCAGGUCUGGUGAAUAACACUGGCAUUGAUUGGUUCAUGCCCUGGCCUCCCCAGGCCCUGCAUGCUGUUGCUAAGUCAUUCUUGGGUGAUAAUCCUCUGAUCCCAGGAGAAAAUAUAGACGACCUGGUGGAGCACGUGGUUUUGGUCCACCAGUCCGUGGGUGAAUUUAGCAAACAAUUUCUCCAGAAGUUGAGACGUAGCAACUAUGUAACUCCUAAGAAUUAUCUGGAUUUUAUUAACACGUAUUCAAAAUUGCUGGAUGAAAAAACUCAGUAUAAUAUAGCCCAGUGCAAGCGCCUGGAGGGCGGGCUGGACAAGUUGAAGGAGGCCUCUAUCCAGCUGGAUGAGCUGAACAAAAAGCUGGCUGAGCAGAAGAUUGUGCUGGCUGAGAAGUCCACUGCCUGCGAGGCCUUGCUGGAGGAGAUCGCCACCAACACAGCCAUAGCGGAGGAGAAGAAGAAGCUGUCAGAGGAGAAGGCCAUGGAGAUAGAGGAGCAGAACAAGAUCAUUGCAGUGGAGAAGGCUGAGGCUGAGGCUGCUCUGGCUGAAGUCAUGCCCAUCCUGGAGGCCGCCAAGCUGGAGCUGCAGAAACUGGACAAGUCAGACGUGACAGAGAUCAGGUCGUUCGCGAAGCCCCCGAAGCAGGUGCAGACGGUCUGCGAGUGCAUCCUCAUCAUGAAGGGUUACAAAGAGAUCAACUGGAAGACGGCCAAGGGCAUGAUGUCUGACCCAAACUUCCUGCGGUCUCUGAUGGAGAUCGACUUUGACUCCAUCUCCCAGAGCCAAGUGAAGAACAUCAAAGGCCUCCUGAGGACUCUCAAUACCACCAUUGAGGAGAUGGAGGCCGUGAGCAAGGCAGGCCUGGGGAUGCUGAAGUUCGUGGAGGCUGUCAUGGGCUACUGCGAUGUCUUCAGAGAGAUCAAGCCCAAAAGAGACAAGGUGGCCAGGCUGGAGCGGAAUUUCUUCCUAACCAAACGGGAACUAGAAAGGAUCCAGAACGAGCUGGCCGCAAUCCAGAAGGAACUGGAAGCCUUGGGGGCAAAAUACGAGGCAGCCAUCCUAGAGAAGCAGAAGCUGCAGGAGGAGGCCGAGUUGAUGGAGAGGCGGCUGAUCGCGGCAGACAAGCUCAUCUCGGGCCUGGGGUCGGAAAACGUCAGGUGGCUGAACGACCUGGAUGAGUUGAUGAACCGGCGGGUGAAGUUGCUGGGCGACUGCCUGCUCUGUGCAGCCUUCCUGAGCUAUGAAGGUGCCUUCACCUGGGAGUUCCGCCACCAGAUGAUCAAUGAAGUCUGGCAGGAGGACAUCCUGGAGCGGGACAUCCCCCUGAGCCAGCCUUUCCGCCUAGAAAACCUACUCACAGAUGAUGUGGAGAUCAGCAGGUGGGGCUCCCAGGGACUGCCCCCCGAUGAGCUGUCAGUUCAGAAUGGCAUCCUCACCACCCGCGCCAGCCGCUUCCCGCUCUGCAUCGACCCCCAGCAGCAGGCCCUCAACUGGAUCAAGAGGAAGGAAGAGAAGAACAACCUGCGGGUGGCCUCCUUUAAUGACCCCGACUUCCUCAAGCAGCUGGAGAUGUCCAUAAAGUACGGGACCCCCUUCCUGUUCCACGACGUGGAUGAGUACAUCGACCCCGUGAUUGACAACGUCUUGGAAAAGAACAUAAAGGUCGCCCAGGGACGGCAGUUCAUCAUCCUGGGGGACAAGGAGGUGGACUACGACUCCAAUUUCAGGCUGUACCUCAACACCAAGCUGGCCAAUCCCAGAUACACCCCGUCGGUGUUCGGGAAGGCCAUGGUGAUCAACUACACUGUCACCCUGAAGGGCCUGGAGGACCAGCUGCUGAGUGUGCUGGUGGCCUUUGAGAGGCGCGAGCUGGAGGAGCAGCGGGAACACCUCAUCCAGGAGACGAGCGAGAACAAGAACCUGCUGAAGGACCUGGAGGACUCCCUGCUCCGUGAGCUGGCCACCUCCACAGGAAACAUGCUAGACAACGUGGAGCUGGUGCAGACCCUAGAGGAGACCAAGUCCAAAGCCAUGGAGGUAACAGAGAAGCUCAAGCUGGCGGAGAAGACCGCCCUGGACAUCGACAGACUGCGGGACGGGUACCGGCCGGCUGCUAGGAGGGGCGCCAUCCUGUUCUUCGUCCUGUCCGAGAUGGCCCUGGUCAACUCCAUGUACCAGUACUCCCUGUCUGCCUUCCUGGACGUCUUCGUGCUGUCGCUGAAGAAGUCACUGCCUGAUUCCGUCCUCAUGAAACGCCUUCGGAACAUCAUGGAUACGCUGACUUUCAACGUCUAUAACUACGGGUGCACAGGGCUGUUCGAGAGACACAAGCUACUCUUCUCUUUCAAUAUGACCAUCAAGAUAGAACAGGCGGAGGGGAAAGUCCCCCAGGAUGAAUUAGAUUUCUUUUUAAAAGGAAACAUCUCCCUGGAGAAGAGCAAGCGGAAGAAGCCCUGCGCAUGGCUGUCCGACCAGGGAUGGGAAGACACCAUCCUUCUGUCAGAAAUGUUUUCGGACAGCUUCGGGACGCUUCCUGAUGAUGUUGAAGACCAUCCCACUGUCUGGCAGGAGUGGUAUGACCUGGAUUCGCUGGAGCAGUUCCCGUUCCCCUUGGGGUAUGAUAAGGACAUCACCCCUUUCCAAAAGUUGCUUAUUCUGCGCUGUUUCCGUGUGGACCGGGUCUAUCGGGCGGUGACCGACUAUGUAACCAUAACCAUGGGAGAGAAGUAUGUGCAGCCCCCCAUGAUCAGCUUUGAAGCCAUUUUUGAGCAGAGCACCCCCAACUCCCCCAUCGUGUUUAUCCUGAGCCCCGGCUCCGACCCCGCCAGCGACCUUAUGAAGCUGGCCGAGCGAAGUGGUUUUGGAGGAAACCACCUCAAGUUCCUCGCCAUGGGUCAAGGUCAAGAGAAGGUGGCCCUGCAGCUGCUGGAGACGGCGGUGGCCCGUGGGCAGUGGCUGAUGCUUCAGAACUGCCACCUCCUGGUCAAGUGGCUGAAGGACCUGGAGAAGUCUCUGGAGAAAAUUACCAAGCCCCACCCCAGCUUCCGCCUGUGGCUCACCACGGACCCCAGCAAGGGCUUCCCCAUCGGAAUCCUGCAGAAAUCCUUAAAGGUUGUCACAGAGCCACCCAACGGGCUCAAGCUAAACAUGAGGGCUACGUACUUCAAGAUCUCCCACGAGAUGCUGGAGCAGUGCCCGCACACGGCCUUCAAGCCCCUGGUGUACGUGCUGGCCUUCUUCCACGCAGUGGUGCAGGAGAGGAGGAAGUUCGGGAAGAUUGGCUGGAACGUGCCCUACGACUUCAACGAGUCUGACUUCCAGGUGUGCGUGGAGAUUCUGAACACCUACUUAACGAAGGCCUUCCAGCAGCGUGACCCUCGGAUCCCGUGGGGUAGCCUCAAGUACCUGAUUGGAGAGGUCAUGUAUGGAGGACGUGCCAUCGACAGUUUUGACCGGCGCAUCCUGACCACCUACAUGGAUGAGUACCUGGGAGACUUCAUUUUUGACACGUUCCAGCCUUUCCACUUCUUCCAGAACAAGGAUGUGGACUACAAAAUCCCUGCGGGUGACGCAAAGGAAAAAUUUGUCGAAGCCAUCGAGGCCCUUCCGCUCGCCAACACGCCGGAGGUGUUCGGCCUUCACUCCAACGCCGAGAUUGGUUACUACACACAGGCGGCCCGAGACAUGUGGUCCCACCUGCUGGAGCUGCAGCCACAGACAGGCGAGUCCAGCAGUGGCGUCAGCCGUGACGAUUACAUCGGCCAGGUGGCCAAGGACAUAGAAAACAAGAUGCCCAAGGUCUUCGACCUGGACCAGGUCCGGAAGCACCUGGGCCACAGCAUCUCUCCCACCUCGGUGGUGCUCCUGCAGGAGCUGGGGCGCUUCAACAAGCUGGUGGUGCGCAUGAGCAAGUCCUUGGCCGAGCUGCAGAGGGCCUUGGCUGGGGAAGUCGGAAUGAGCAGCGAGUUAGACGAUGUGGCCAGGUCCCUCUUCCACGGGAGCAUCCCCAACAUCUGGAGGAAGCUUGCCCCCGACACCCUGAAGACCCUGGGCAACUGGAUCCUCUACUUCCUGCGGCGCUUCAGCCAGUACAUGCAGUGGGUCACCGAGAGCGAGCCCAGCGUGAUGUGGCUGUCAGGGCUACACAUCCCAGAAGCCUACCUCACAGCCCUGGUGCAGGCCACCUGCCGGAAGAAUGGCUGGCCGCUGGACCGGUCCACCUUGUUCACACAAGUGACCAAGUUCCAGGACGCGGAUGAAGUGAACGAGCGGGCUGGACAAGGGUGCUUUGUCUCGGGGCUGUACCUGGAAGGCGCUGACUGGGACCUAGAGAAAGGCUGUCUCAUCAAGAGCAAGCCCAAGGUGCUGGUUGUGGAUCUGCCCAUCCUGAAGGUCAUCCCCAUAGAAGCCCACCGCCUGAAGCUGCAGAAUACCUUCCGGACACCUGUCUACACCACUUCCAUGAGGAGGAACGCCAUGGGGGUCGGCUUGGUUUUUGAAGCGGAUCUCUUUACUGUGAAGCAUAUUUCUCACUGGGUGCUACAAGGGGUGUGCCUCACCCUCAACUCUGACUAACCCUGGGACGGGGAGGACCUCGUGAUGACGGUGUCACACCCAUGGCUGGCAGCAGACGUGCUGCUGCUUCGUGACUAAUUGUGGGGUCUCUGUCUGUCAUUACUUGGAGUCUCUCUAGAGGCUGGGGGUGGUGCAGGGAGUUGGCACUGACCUUCCUUCUGUUCGAAAUCAGUCACUUAAAUCUCUAUUAAAUUAACUCAGGUGGCUUUGCUUUUUAAACCACAUUUUAGAGGAUUCUGUGUUCAGAGUAAAAUUAGAGAGUAUUUUAAGAUGUGUUGUGUUUUCUUUCCCUUCUCAGAACUGCUGGCUUCUGCUGGUGUGCCACUGGCACCAGGGAGCACCGUGCCUGAGAGCCUUUGACCUUCUGGGUCUGUUCCUGCAGGUGCCCCCUGCUGGGAAGCCAAUCAAGGCUGCCAGGGUGGGGUGGGUCGGGCGAGCCUCCAUCUAAGCGGGUGGCAGGCUGGACUGACCAAGCCUGGCACUAGGUGACCACUCCUCUGCCUCCACCUGCAGCUGUGGUCUGGGGGCUAAGCUGCUGACCUCAGUGUUUAAUUCCAGCCUGAGCUCCUCGCCUACCCGCCGUGGCCUGUGUGGGUCAGGUCACACCCAGCACCUGCAGACAGGCACCACUGGGCGUCCCCUCCUCCUAAACACAGGCUUGCCUAGCCGGCUGGGGGUGAGGAUGGGUGGUACCCACGGGAGGGCAGCACUGAGCACUGGCAGGACAGAAGGCCUGAGCUUCUGCCACCACCUCAGGUGCAUGGAACGUUCUAGGGACAGCCCUGGGCAGCGAGACCGUGAAGGCCGGG
Castor canadensis (American beaver) is the source of this 15051-nucleotide messenger RNA. RefSeq names its product dynein axonemal heavy chain 10 (gene Dnah10). NCBI's taxonomy places the organism in Eukaryota, Metazoa, Chordata, Mammalia, Rodentia, Castoridae. Gene Ontology annotation, biological process: microtubule-based movement. Gene Ontology annotation, cellular component: dynein complex. Gene Ontology annotation, molecular function: minus-end-directed microtubule motor activity; ATP binding; dynein light intermediate chain binding. The record is from RefSeq and is a predicted model, not a curated record.